AUGAGCCUACAGUUUGCAAAAAGAAAUUGGUUUGGGGAAAAAGAACGAACGGUGCAGAUAAAACAAAAGCAUAAGAGCUCCAAUAAAAGAUCUUCCAAAGCUCUCGAAUCUCAAACAAACCAAAUCCAAUCACAAAUUCAAAAUAAUCUCUCUUCUCCAGCGUCCGAUCUCUGCAUAAAAUCAACCCAAUCAGAUCUCUCGCCUUCUUCGCGCGCCAAAUACAAAUCUCCUACCUCCCUCCAAUUUUGUCUCUCUUCAGGGUUUUCAUCGGCUGUCAUGGCGGAUGGUCCGGGGAGUCCCGCCGGUGGGAGUCACGAAAGCGGCGGUGAACAGAGUCCUCAGUCGAACUCGAACAUCAGGGAGCAGGACAGGUUCCUCCCGAUCGCUAACAUAAGCCGGAUUAUGAAAAAGGCAUUGCCUGCUAACGGGAAGAUAGCUAAAGACGCUAAAGACACUGUUCAGGAAUGCGUUUCUGAGUUCAUCAGUUUCGUUACUAGCGAGGCCAGUGAUAAGUGUCAAAAAGAGAAGAGGAAGACGAUUAAUGGUGAUUGAUUUACUCUGGGCAAUGGCUACACUAGGUUUUGAAGAUUACAUUGAUCCCCUCAAGGCUUAUCUGUCUAGAUACAGAGAGGUAAAACAUUUUAUAAUUGUCAUGUAGUUAAAGAUUACCUUCAUGUUCUUACUAUCAUUUCAAUCGAAGUUGAAUGCUCAUAUAAUUUCAGCUCGCCUUUCGUCCUUCAAAUUGUACUAAGAACAAGAAUGAGGCUAUGUUAGAUCUUUCUCAUUACAAUAUAGUGUUUACACUUUACAUUGCUCAUUUAGGGUGUAUUAUUGUCAAACACAUUGUUACUUUCGAUAAAGAUUUUGGUGUUUCAAGAUGAGUUUACAUUCAUACGACAUCAUAUUUAUUUACAUCAACAACCGAGCCGUUAUACUUUAAAUAUUGUCCCCGAUAAUCUUUCCAAAAGAGUUAAUUGUCAUAAAUUAUGUGAUUUGAGGCAUUUAAAAUCAAAUUUGCAAUGAAUAUAUUCAAUCAUCAAGCUGCGAUCAUUAUGUUGAAGAUAAGAUAUUGUUCAUAUUCUUGGUACUACAAAUGAAUGCUUUUUUUUUUUUGUAUUUAUUUCUGUUGUUAUCAGCUAUUAAGUUGAUUUUCUGACAUGAUUUUUUCUCUUUUCUCUUGGAUGCUUACGUGGAAUACUUAUCUAUAUGCAGUUAGAGGGUGAUACAAAGGGUUCUGCAAGGGGUGAUGGAUCAAGCAAGAAAGAUACAGUUGGGACUCAGCUUGUUCCAAAUUCACAGUACUCUCAUCAAGGAUCCUUUUCGCAAGGCAUGAAUUUUUUGAAUUCACAUGUUUGAACUUUCAAGUUCACUUGUGUAUUUGGAACAAGUGUGGUACUUUGAAGAUUCUUGUUUACUGAUUCAAUAGUUUGCUAGUAAGUGGUCAGUAAACAGAGAUUGGUGCCUUUAAUAUUAUUAUAUAGGCUUUUAUAUUAGUCUUAUAUAUAUUUUAAAAAAAUGUAUUGUUUAUCCCCUGUUGUUUUUAUUGGGAUGAGAUUUAGUGCUAUUAUGUUGAAGUUUGUAAGCUGUGUAUGUUGAUUGAUGUAUUAACUGUUUAUUGAUGUUGAAUUAUGUAUGCUUCUUUUUUUAAACAUGUAAA
This is a messenger RNA of Lactuca virosa, 1657 nucleotides long. Lineage: Eukaryota; Viridiplantae; Streptophyta; Magnoliopsida; Asterales; Asteraceae. The record is from the annotation of a GenBank genome assembly.